This is a messenger RNA of Fundulus heteroclitus (mummichog), 10852 nucleotides long. RefSeq names its product probable E3 ubiquitin-protein ligase HERC1. Lineage: Eukaryota; Metazoa; Chordata; Actinopteri; Cyprinodontiformes; Fundulidae. Gene Ontology annotation, molecular function: protein binding; ubiquitin-protein transferase activity. The record is from RefSeq and is a predicted model, not a curated record.
UCUGAGAUGCUCUUUGAGGUCUAUGAAACCGUCUUUAAACUCAGAAGCUUCCUUUUGGCUCUUAAAAAUGCUCCAAAAAUGUCUCCGAGGCCAGACACCGCCACACAGAACUCUCCACAAAGUCCUGAUGUUGAUGGCGAAGAGCCUUGCUUGUCCAUGGAGCAAGCGGGAAAGGAUCACGGUCAGCACCCGGUAGGUUUCUGUCACCGGGAGGUGCAAGUGCCCCCGACUCCGACGGCCAACCACAACCACGAGGAGCUGACCGAAGACGACCGAUUUAACAGCAGUCGUAUGUACCUGUCAGAAGUCCUGGAAUCCUUCAUGGCCACGCGGGAAGCCAUGCAGGUGCAGCAGAACGUGACGGUCUACGAGUCAUUUGGCACUUCCACCCUCCCCAGCAGCAUGGAGAGCCCCGUCAGCCCAGAGAGACAGCCGGAGCCCAGGCAGCAGUGGGAAAAGCGUAGCGAAUCAGAGGAAGGCCUGUCGUUUCCCGCUGCCUGCCAGCUUGUGAUAUCCCGAUGCCUCUUCCUUCUGCUGGGAGUCAGGCCUGCUUGGGUGGAGCCCAGCGAAGGGGAAGAUGAUCAAGCUGCGAACCCUGCUGCAAGGAGGUUAUCAUCAGAGUCUUUUACAGUAGCUCUGACUGGGAGGAAGCAAUUUGACCUGUCCAAAAACUCCCCUGGAUGUUCUGGGAAUAAAAUGGGUUUACCUCUGUGUUCCUUGGGCAUAAUGAAAGAAGCUUGGGAUCGCUUACGGCAGUGCAUCAGCCCCGUUGGCGCCAUGUCCCGCUGCAGCGACAACACUUUGCCUAUUCUUCACCAGGUGUUUCAGUUCACCUGUGGAUGCUUGGCCCUUCUACCGUCCUCACCAACCUUGCCUGGAAUACAGAGCUGUGGGCAGGCGGAUCCAAAAUCCAUCACUUUAGCCAUAAUGCACCAGCAACAGCGGGCCGAGAUGCGUCUGCAGGCCUUGUGUCAAAUGUCAACCUUCCUGUCCAAGAUGGAAGAGAAGAACACGCGAUCCUCAGCUCCACCGCACUUUCCUGGGCUGCUGCAGUCUGUGCAGCUCCAGUUUCUGUGUGGAUGCUUUGGCUUGGGAACACAAAUAAUAGGAUCUCACUCAGGAGCCGAUUAUGAGACCCAGCAUUACACGUGCGGCACAAAUGCAGCUUCUACGGAGACGAAGCGAGCGCUCAAAUCUGCAGCCCAUACCUUUUACCAGCAAGUGGUGCAUAUCCUCAAACUGAGAGUCCAGUUGGAAAAGGACCAUCCAGGCUCGUCCCAGCACCUCCUCCUUUCCACCAUUUUUGCACUGAAUUUCUGCUACCAGCCUGUGGAUCUGGUGCUGAUCAUCAAAUGUGGCAUCCUGGAAGUCCUCUCCAUGUUGACCAACAACAGCUGUUCACUGAUGAACCAGGGCUGGUUGGCUGCUUCUACCUCUGGAUCCAUGCUGCUCAGCGGGGCGGUCAAACUAGCCUGUGCCCGCCUGCUUCAGAUACUGACUGUAGCUGCGAGCUCCUGUGAGGAUUUUCUGCCUUUGGACGUUUCCCAGGCUCUAAUGGAGGUGAUGGGCGAGCAGCUUUUAAAUGUCCUGCAGAAUCUCCACCAACAACAGAUAGGAGAGAGAUUAGCGGCCGGGGGAGCCGAUCUGGACGCCAACAGCAGGAGCGCAAAACUUGAGAGCAGUAAGGUGACUGAAUCUCAGCUUGCGGAUUUGUUGGUGUUUCUGCGGCGGGUAUUGUCAAUGAGAGUAAUGAAAAGACUUUCCACCUUUGUUAAAUGGAUCGAACCACUCAUGGCUAUUAUUUCACCCAAGUGCUCUUCAGGGUUUCCAUGCUUCCAGAAUCUGCGCACUAAGCUCUUGGCCUUCCAUGUUUUAGAAAGACUUUUACCUGCUUGCUCUGAGCCAGUUCAGAUUCAGCAGAUUGUCGAGCAACUCUUCCAGCUUUUGUCUGUUUACAUGUGGGAGGAGCCACAUGCAGAGCGAAACUACGAGGAGACGAUUGAAAAAGAGGCCGGGAGUCCUGGCAAUUUUGAUGAAUGUAUCCCCAUCGGAGAUUUUUCCUUCGACCCAGACAAGAUAGUCUGCUGUUCUUUGGAGAGCGGCAACAUCCUGUCCCACGGUUCAGUUGGAAAAGGUUAUGGCCUGGCAACCACCGGCAUUACCUCUGGAUGUUUCAUUUGGAAGUUUUACAUUACCAAAGAGAACCGAGGAAAUGAGGGCACGUGCAUCGGUGUUUCACGCUGGCCCGUCCGAGACCACAACCACCAUACCACCACUGACAUGUGGUUGUAUCGGGCUUACAGUGGAAACCUGUACCAUGGAGGGGAGCUGGUCCGUACGCUUCCCUCCUUCACCCAGGGCGACACCAUCACCUGCGUCCUGGACAUGGAGGCCCAUACUAUAUCUUUUGCAAAGAACGAUAAGGAGCCAAAGCUGGCUUUUGAGGGCGUAGUUGCCUCUGAACUGUACCCUUGUGUUUUGUUCUACAGCAGUAAUCCUGGAGAGAAGGUGGCUCUGCGUGACCUGCAGAUGAGAGGCAUGCCCAGUAAUCUGCUGCCUGGAGAGCCUCUCUGCAGCCCCCGGACCAUCGUGCUGCUGGAGGCAACGGUGCAGCUCCUACGCCGGCUGCAUCAGUGUGAUCAGUGGUCCUCCCACAUCAACCAACACGUUCAUUCCCGCUUGGAGCUCAUCGGUGCCAUCCUGAGAGAAGACGACUCGGGGAGUUUUCAAGGCUUAGGCCUCAGUCCCCCCCAGACUGAGACGGAAGACACUAAAGAAGACAUAACUGGUGAAGACAAUGGGAAAUUCGCGGCCCAUCACCAGACCCUGUCGGAGGCCAAGCUGACUGCUCUUUGCGUGGAAGUGUGGCCUGUUCUGGCCGUGAUUGGAGGGGUCGACAGUGGCCUCCGUGCUGGGGGUCUGUGCCUGCACAAGCCGAGCGGCCGCAGGGCUAUCAUGCUCGGGGUCCUGAAAAAAGGAAGCUCUCUGGCUAAGCUGCAGUGGGAGGAAACGGAUUUCUCCAUCAGCUCCAUGAAUUCUUGGUCACCCAGCGACACUCCCAUCAUCUCACUGGAGCCGUGCGACGUGUCCUGCUGCGACGUCUCGCGCCUCGGAGGAGUAAAGCCGGCGGUGUUGUUGGAUUUGAUAUAUUUGAUGAGGCUCCUGGAGGAAGAGGGUUGGCAGGGGGCGUACCUGCCUCCCAGGAGGAAACACUCCGAGGAGAUGCUGAAGGAGGAGGAGACACAGUGCCGCCCGGAGGAGGAGUGUUCGGAGGGCGGGGCGUGGCUGUCUGAAAAUGAAAGGAAGAAGUCGAAGGAGCAGAGAGUCGAUACAGACUCAUCUCCAUCGCUGAACCCUCCGACAAAGGCAGCUGACUCCGAGGAGUUGUCCUGCCCAGCGCAACCUUUCCAAACGUCUCAGACGUCGAAAAUGGACGCGUUUGCACUUGAAAUGAGAGCCGUCAAGAUCUCAUACCUUCUUGUCGGAGGCUUAAAAUGCCUGACUGUUUUUUUCACCUGCGAAAGGCUGUCAGAUCUGCUCCUGGUGUCCAAGCACGAUCCUCCGAAUUCCCCCGUGGUUUCUUUGCACAGCCCCAUCCCUGACCAGGCCAAGGCGAAGAGCAAACAGUGGGACGAGCACGCCGAGCUUAGGUCGGUGCUGCAGUACGUAGUCCAGAGCAUGGUGAAGUGGGCGGUGAGGCCCUGUCCUAUCAAGCAGCCCGUGUCGCUCGCUGAUUUGGAGAGAGCUCAAGUCAUGAUAUACAGAGGAGCCCUGAGCAGACUGCAGGACGAAAAAGAACACAAAGAAUCCGGGCGCCACUUGUCUUCUCAGUCCAUCUCCAAGUCCUCCAGCUCAGUGUCGUUGUACAGCGCAGGCUCAGAAGGCACUGCCAUCUUCGGCCAAUCAAACAGAGUCUCUGCCUCUUCUUCCAGUAACGACCUGGCAUCCUCUUUGCCAACAAACCUGCAGGCCGAGGGACUUGAAAAUUUCAACCCUUUCCUUCCUAUCAGCCUCCUCCAGCAUGUGUUGCUAACUCGGUUCCCCACACUUACGGGCCUGGAUAGCGCCCCCCCCUUGCUGUCCCCGUGCUUCAGCUUUGCGAGCGCUGCUGCGUGUGAUGCCUUCACAGAGCAGCAGACCAGCUUCAUGGAGCCUGGUCCCUGCAGCACACAGGCCAGAAGCAGCCUGGAACGGACACAAAUGUUUGUCACCAGUCGUUUGCUAGAAAUGGGAUUCACUAUGAGACAUAUCUACUGGGCCAUGGAGGCAGCAGAUGUAGCGGGUGACUUGGAUUCUCAAACCAUCGAGGUCCUGGCUAGCUGGAUGUUAGAGCACCCCCUGACUGACGAGCACCAGGCGGCGGAGUCGCCCCGACUGGAGGGAGCCCCCGAAACCCCGUCCCCCGAGGGGCCGGAGACGGUGCAGUGUCCUGAAAGGCCCACCAACCAAACAAGUGAAAGCCUGUUGCCGGGGCUCGACUGGAUACAGAGGGAGAACUUCUUGGACGUCCACCUCACGAGGAACAGGCCUCCUCCUGCGCGGCGGCGGCGCUCAGGACCUACACAGAGGACGUCCUUCAGACGACCAGACUUGCCGCCGCCCAGCCCGCUGCCGCAGCUCCACACAGCCGUGGGCGACUGGCCGGAGCAUGUGGACUUCCAUCCUUUCUCUGCUGAGGAGGAGUCAGAGCUGAGUUACAUGGAUGACCUUUACCAUGAAGAGGCUUAUGAGGACCUCCUCACCCCUUCGUUCUUCAGUUUGGAGAGAGACACACUUCAGAUUGUGGAGGCUGGGGAAGAGCACAGUCAGAUGGUGAAAUGUGAGCUGUGCAACACCUUCACCCUGCAGUUCAACAAUCACAUAAAGCGACGACAUCCAGGCUGUGGACAAAGUGCGGCCCGUAAGGGCUACGACAGCACCGGCGCCUACGUGGACGUUUGGUUCAAAGGGGAGUGUGGCUCCAAUUUCCCCUUCUACCUCCUCUGCAGCUCCUGCAGGGAAAAGUAUCUGGCUGCUAAUGCAAGUGAUCCAAAUUCGAAAUAUGAAAGGAUCAAAGGUCUGACUUCGGAUUUGAUUGGCCAAAUGGACAACACUUCAGAUGACGAGUGGGAAAUGAGCCACCAAGCUGAGGAGGAUGCAGAUAAACUGACAGGAUUGGAGGAUUUUGGGCUCCUGCUGAGACCACUGGGGCUGACUGAGAAAAAGCUGGUCCCCGAUCCAAUUGUCUUUGCCGAACCAGAUCCUCUGGGCGCUCUAGUUUACAGCUCAUCCUGUCCAACAAGGGUAGCUUCUAAAGGAGCUGUGGCUGUGGACCAGAAGACAUCUCUGAGCCUUGGCCAGCAGGCUGUAUCUCUGAGGGACACCCACGACCGACUAAAAGCUUUACGGAGAGUCACGGCCACAGCUCAGAUCCUGCUAGCUUACAGCAUGGUGAUGAGAGCGCUGUCUCAGACCGCCUCAAGCGCGUCGGUGGGCAGCCAGUCUAACGGGCUGGAGUCCUUGGGGCUGGCGGACAUCCGGAUCCUGGUGCGUCUGAUGACCUUAGCCGCAGGGGGCCGAGCGCACACCUGGGUGGACAAUCCGCCAGGAGGGAGGGCCCUGGUGACGGAGCGCCACAAGUCUACCUGCUUCAGCUCUCUCACCUCAGCCAUCGGCAGCGUGGUUUCCCACAGCCCGGCUGCGUACAAGCAGCUGGUGGAGAUAUGCACUCAGGACCUAAUGGCCGCGGCUACCGGGGUGAACGUCGGCGCCAUCCCGGAACCACAGCAGAGGGCGACUUUAACAACUUCCACCCAAGCAGCCAUGCAACAGAGGGACCUCACCGACCCGACGCCUCCGACGUUCCUGGUCACACAACAUCUGGUGUCGCUGCUCACUGACAGGAACAGUCACUCUCACGGCACCGACAGGCCUGAACACGACGCUAACGAUGAAGGCAACCAAGGGAUGGCGUCCUCACCUUUGCCUCCUUCUCCUUCACCUCACCUGAGCACCAGAAUUGGCCCCCUGCAGCUCGCCAACGCGCUGGCAGCAUGUGUCCUUUCCGCGCGUCCUACCAGCAAGCACCGACAAUGGGCAGCGCAGCAGCUGGUGAAGGCCUUGGCUGCUGCGGGGAAAGAGAGUCCAAAUCGGCCCCAAACAUACAGCGACCUGGCUGGCGAUCUGCGCAAGUGUCCCCUAAAGAGACUCGAGGGCCAUUACAACAAGGUGGCGAGUUGUUCCUGGAGCAGUGACCAGGGUUUGCUUGCUACGUGCUCUCAGGACAAGGUGGUGCAGUUGUGGAGAAUCAGCCAAAGCACCGUGGAGUUACAGACCACCUUCUCCUGCAUUGUCAGUAAAACGGACCGGUCGGGCUCUGAGCGAGCAGGCAGAUGUCAGCACAUGCCUCCUGUGUUUUGGAGCACCGGGGGAAACUUUCUGGCGGCUCCUGAGAACAAACACAUCAACAUCAUGAACAUCCGAGGAUCUCUCUGCCAUGUGGAAGAUCAGAGCUCUCGGGUCACAGCUCUGUGCUGGGCUCAGAGCUUUAAUCUGUGGUUGCUGGACCAGUCCGCAGCCUCCAGGAACAGGCCUGCUGAGAGUCUGCUGGUGGGACGGCUGGAUGGCUCCCUCUGCUGGCUGCAAGUCACAAUGCAAGAGCUGGACCUGCUGGUGAAGAGAACCGACCUGGUACACUGCCACAGACAAGAGGCCCCUAACUGUGUGGCCUGGCACUCAGAAGACAAGCCGUUUGCUGUGGGCUAUCCCAGCGGGAAGAUCCUGCUGGGCACAACGGAGAGCUAUGAGAACACACAACCUGUAGUGUUGUCUCUGUUCCAGGACACUGUAAGUUGCCUCAAAUGGGACCCGACUGGGCACCUGCUACUGUGCUUGGGGAGGUCCGAGGUGGUGAAGGUACUGGGCCGAUCUGGGGGAACCUGGGUCACCCUGCACUCUCUGUACCACACCAGCACUGUUAACGCUGCAGAGUGGUGCCCGCUCGCUGGCAGAGCCCCCAAUCCCAGACUCCUGAUGGCUGUAGGUUGUCAGAAUGGUUUGGUGCAUGUUUGGACUCUACCACAGGGGGGUACCACCGUGUCUUUGCCAAACAUAUUGAACAGCCCGCCAAGCCAGGAUAAAAGCUUCGAGGUGAAGCAGGACAGUGCAAAGUGUGCCUUUGUCCUUAAGGGGCACAUCACAGCGGUGAAGUCCCUUUCAUUUUGUUCCAGCGGCCUGGCGCUGGUUUCCGGAGGGAUAGGGGGGCUGCUCAACAUCUGGUCUCUGCAGGAUGGGUCAGUGUUACAGACUGUUACAGGACUUGGCUCUGUCGUCAGCACUACGUGGAUACCGAAUUUAGGUGUAGCAGCCUGCUUUGGUAGAUCCAAGGAUGUCCUGCUGAUCUGCUGCACCCCCGACUGGAUCAGUGAAAACCACGUGCUGGCAUCCUGUCGGAUGGUCCUCAGAAGCCAGAGCAUCUUGGGCCUGAACCGGGCGCCAUGUCUGGCCGUCUUUCUGGAGCGGCUGCCGCUGUUGCUGCAGGAGCAGUACAGCUACGAGAGGAGCCACGUGGCAGCCGGAGAUCAACUCGUCCACAGCGCCUUCCUGCAGAACCUGGCCUCCCUGGCUGUUGGCUUGUCCUUAGAGAAGCACCUGUGCUCUCACCCACGGCCUCCGCAUCACGCCUAUGCCGAUGCUCAGUCCUGCCUGCCGGAGUGGAGCUGGCUGCUCACCUAUGCCACCACCGUCCGGAGUGCAGAGGCUAUCGCCAGCGGCACCGCCUUCCCUGAAUCCUUCAUCGUUUCUGGGCUUCUAGAAGUCCAAGACUCGAACGCCACCAAGGGACUGGACAACAGCAUGUGGAGCUUCAAAAUGGACGAACAGCUGAUGUCAUGGGCCACCAGCAGGCCUGAGGACUGGCAGGAAGGAGGUAACAGCGAGGUCUACCUCUGGGGCAACGGACGCUACGGGCAGCUGGCAGGAAUGGGAACCAACCUAACCAUACCGACAGUAGCUCCCUCCCUGUUACAGACGCAGCAGGUUGUCUGUGGUCAGAACUGCACUUUUCUGGUCCAGACCAAUGGGAAUGUCCUGGCUGUUGGUGAAGGGCAAUAUGGUCGACUUGGCCAGGGCAAUUCUGAUGAUCUUUAUGUUCCCACUAUCAUCUCUGCAUUUCAAGGCUAUGUUGUGACCCAGCUGGUGACCUCCUGCGGCUCAGACGGACACUCCAUGGCCCUGACCGAAACCGGCGAGGUGUUCAGUUGGGGAGAUGGAGAUUUUGGAAAACUGGGCCACGGCAACAGCGAAAGACAAAGGCGGCCCAAACAGAUCGAGGCGCUGCAGGGAGAGGAGGUCAUCCAGCUUGCUUGUGGCUUCAGGCACUCAGCCGUGGUCACAGCAGACGGGAAACUGUUCACCUUUGGCAGCGGUGAAUCUGGUCGUCUGGGUCUGAGGUCAACGUCCAAUAAGAUGCUGCCUGAAAGGGUGGCUGCGCUCGAAGGAUAUCAUGUAGGGCAGGUUUCAUGUGGUCUCAACCACACGUUGGUGGUAUCUUUGGAUGGAAGUGUCGUUUGGGCAUUCGGAGAUGGGGAUUACGGCAAACUUGGAACCGGUUCCUCCACCGCAAAAUACUACCCUCAGAAAGUGGAGCAGCUUUGCAACAAGAGGAUCAAGAAGGUGCGCUGUGGGACUCAGUUCUCUGUGGCACUGAGCUGUGACGGACAUGUUUACACUUUUGGCCAAGAGCGCCUGAUUGGUCUGCCCGACCCCAUGCUGAAGAAUAAAUCCACGCCGCAGGUGGUGCCGUCCCUGGAGGCGCUUUUUAUAGACGACGUUGCUGUGGGCUGUGAACACGUGCUGGCUCUGGCCUCCACUGGAGACGUGUAUGCAUGGGGCUGCAACAGCGAAGGACAGCUUGGUCUGGGACACUCCAAUCAAGUGAAGGAGCCGGUGCUCAUAACCGCUCUGCAGGGUAAAAACAUCAGGCAGAUCUCCGCUGGCCGCUGCCACAGCGCAGCUUGGACAACCCCUUCUGUCUUGAUGAAAAACUCAGGUGGCUCUGGACAUUUGCAGCUGGGCCUUCCCCAGUCGGUUCCUCCACAGUACAACACUCUGAAGGACUGCAGCCCCGACGUCCUCAGCAUGCGCCUCAGGGUGCUCUACCACUUCUCUGAUCUCAUGUACAAGUCCUGGAGGCUGCUCAAUCUGGACACUAAGAACCAGAUCUCCAGUUCCCGCUAUUCUUCAGGGGCUACAGCCGUCAUCCGGGGUGAACUCAGAGGUCUGCUGUCCCCCAAGGUCAACACUCUGCCUCUCGUGCGCUCAAUCGGCCGGACCAUGACCCAGGGCAAAACAUAUGGGCCACAAAUCACAGUGAAGCGGAUUUCCACAAGAGGACGCUCGAGCAAGCCCAUCUUUGUGCAGAUCGCGAAGCAGGUGGUGAACCUGAACCCUCUGGAGCUGCGGCUGCCAUCCCGAGCCUGGAAGGUGAAGCUGGUUGGGGAGGGAGCUGACGACGCCGGCGGAGUGUUUGAUGACACCAUUACUGAGAUGUGCCAGGAGCUGCAGUGUGGUGUGGUGGACCUCCUGAUUCGUACUCCCAACAGCUUUGCAGAUGUGGGAUGCAACACCGAUAGGUUCCUGCUUAACCCGGGGGCUCACUCAGAGGAUCACAUGGUACAGUUUCGCUUCUUGGGUAUCCUAAUGGCUGUGGCCAUACGCACCAAGAAGCCUCUGGACUUACAUCUGGCUCCGUGGGUGUGGAAGCAACUUUGCUGCAUGCCGCUGGCGGGAGCCGACCUGGAGGAGGUGGACCUCCUCACCUAUCGCACCCUCCAAGGCAUCCUUCACUUGGAAAACAGUGGAAUCACGGCAGAUAAUUUCCACGUGAUGAUCCCUCUGGAUUCAUUCAUGGCCCACAGUGCGGAUGGAAGGCUGGUACCAGUGGUUCCUCGAGGACAGAACAUCUCCCUGACAUUUUCCAACCGCACUGAAUAUGUGGAGAAGGCUCUGGACUACAGACUGCAUGAAAUGGAUUCGCAGGCGGACGCCGUCAGAGAGGGCAUGUCCACCAUCAUCCCCGUCCCCCUCCUCUCACUGCUGACGGCGCAGCAGCUGGAGCAGCUGGUCUGUGGCCUGCCGGAGGUGUCCGUUGAGAUGCUGAAGAAGCUUGUGCGCUACCGGGACAUCACGGAGAGCCACCAGCUCAUCCGAUGGUUCUGGCAGAGCCUGGAGGAGUUCACCAACGAGGAGCGCGUGCUCUUCCUGCGCUUUGUCUCCGGCAGGUCCAGGUUGCCUUCCAACCCGGCCGACAUCUCGCAGAAGUUCCAAAUCAUCAAGGUCGACAGGCCCGUUAACGGACUCCCUACUGCUCAGACCUGCUUCUUCCUGCUCCGCCUUCCCCCCUAUACCAGCCAGGCGGUCCUCGCUGAGCGGCUGCGCUACUCGAUCCACAACUGCACUUCCAUCGAUAUGGACAACUACAUGCUGACCCACAACACGGAGCCAGCGGAGAACUCGGACACAGAGGAGUAAAGCUGACGGCCGCCGGGUCAUGAAUGUAUCUUCUCCGAUGCCAUGCACAUUAUGCACUGAACACAGACUUUUAUUUGCCAAACUUUGAUGGUAGCGUACUGUUUAUAUGUUGGUUUAUUUAAGAGGAUAAAGGUGUUGUUUUGAUUUUUCUAUUUGUGCAGUGUAAUGAUUAUGGCAGUGCUACUACAGGAAAAAAAAGACUUAGACUUUUAUCAUUGACGGCGACUGAGCCACCGUACGAGAAGUAUAACGUGCCUGUUUGUUUGAGAAUAUGUAAUAAUGUGACAAUUUACCACACUGACUGUAGUUAUUAUUAUUUAUUAAAAUAGAGAGUUUAAAUAAG